GAAUCAAAUUCGAAGGAAGGUACUCGACUUCCUUUCUUCUAACAAUUCCAUUUUAUUUAGUCUCAAGAUGGCUAAAAAAAUUAAGGACAUCCUUGAAACACUGGAUGGCCUUAACAAAGACGCCAGUUCAUUUGGUCUUCAGCAGAGAGCUACAGAACAUGUGUCUCCUGUACCUAGAAGAUCAAAUGUGGAGACGUUCUCUGUCAUGGAUGAAUCGACCAUUGUUGGAAGGGAAAAUGAUGUCUCAAAGGUGGUUGACCUGUUAGUCAAUCCUAAAGAUGAGCAGGUUGUUUCUGUUGUACCUAUAGUAGGUAUGGCAGGUCUUGGCAAAACUGCAUUGGCAAAACUGGUGUAUGAUGAUCUGCGUGUGAAAAGGCAUUUUGGUGUCAAAUCCUGGGUCUGUGUUUCUGAUCAUUUUAGUGUCAAAAAGAUUUUAGGAGCGAUGUUUGAACAGCUUACUGGUGAUAGACAUACCUCAAUGCCAGAAAAUAUGAAUGCAAUGAUUAUGAAGCUCAAGGAGAGGAUAGAAAAGGAUCAGAGCAAGUAUCUUCUUGUCCUUGAUGAUGUCUGGGAUGUUGAGAAAUGGGAGGAACUACAGCUUUGUCUGAAAGGAGUUAGUACAAAUGGUGGGAAUGGAAUUAUUGUCACAACACGCAUUCAAGAUGUAGCAUCAAAAGUGCAAGCCCUUCCAAAUCGAAGGCAUCAAGCAGGAAGACUAGAAGAUGAAGAAUGUUGGUCCAUAAUUAAACAACGAGCAUUGAUGGACUCUCCAAUAUCUCACGAAUUAGAGUUAAUUGGACAGGAAAUUGCUAAGCAAUGUCGAGGAGUGCCGUUGGUAGCUAAACUUAUGGGAGGGAUAAUGCGCAAAAUUGAAAUGAGUCCUCGCGCAUGGUCGAAAAAUCAAAGAAGUGAUGCAUGGGGUUCAAUGGAAAGUGUGUUAAAGUUAAGUUUCGAUCACUUGUCUUCUCCAUAUGUGAAGAAGUGUUUUGCAUACUGUGCCAUGUUUCCUAAAGAUUAUUGCUUUGGGAAAGAGGAAUUGAUCCAACUGUGGACGGCUGAAGGAUUUCUUGGCAGCUCCAUGGAAAUGGUAGAUAUUGGUGACCAAUACUUGAAUGAAUUGUUAUCAAAUUCCUUAUUUCAAGAUGUCGAGAAGGACAAAUUCGGGAAUAUUCUCACAUUCAAGAUGCACGACUUGGUGCAUGAUUUAUCAUUGUCUGUGUCAAAGUUUGAUACUUUGGUUUUUCGAGAAAAUUCCACUCUCACCUCAGAUGAGUGUUCUCAUAUUCGUCAUCUCAAUGUUGGAUGUGAUGGGAAAUUAUUACCAGAAAUCUUAAAGGAGGUAGCUCCACACUUACACUCACUGUUUUCAGAGAUUGAUGUGUUCAAGCAACUAUCAAUAAGCGUCACAAGAUUACGUGUCCUAAAGUUUGUCGGUGCUAAUUAUAUUCUUGAGUUGCCAGAUUCCCUUGGAGAAUUGAAGCACUUGAGGUAUUUGGACAUCUCAGGGACUUUUAUCAAAGCACUGCCUAAGUCCACAGCUAAACUUUACCAUCUCCAAACAUUAAGGCUCUUGGAUUUACCGAGACUCACCCUUCCAGAUGGAUUGGAAAAUUUGAUAAGCUUGACGCACUUAUAUUUUGAUAGUCGAGAAGUUCAGCCAGAUAAUAUUGGAAACCUAACUUGUCUUCAAACAUUACCCCUAUUUGUUGUGGGUUCAGAAAGGGGACGUUCGAUUAAGGAGCUAGGAUCCUUAAACGAACUGCGUGGAAAACUGAAGAUAUGCCAUCUUGGGGGUGUUAGAGACAAACAAGAGGCUAAUGGAGCAAAUCUGCACCGCAAGGAAAAAUUAUGCAAGUUGAUAUUUGAUUUUGAAGGGAGGCACAGUGGGGGUGGUUAUAACUGUGAAGAAGUGAUGGAAGGUCUCCAACCUCACUCAAAUUUGCAAAGCUUAAUUGUUAGGAAUUAUGAAGGUGAAAGCUUUCCCUCCUGGAUGUUAAAACCUGUUGGUGAUUCUAAUACUGGUUUGUUUUUGCUUAACAAUUUGAUGGAGCUGAAUUUUUACGAUUGCAUCAACUGUGAAAGUCUUCCACCUCUGGGCCAAUUGCACAAUCUCCAGUUUCUUGAGUUGAGAAAUAUGAAGAAAGUGAAACGCAUGGGUAAUGAAUUUUAUGGCAACGAAGGUAUUGAUGGUAUGAAUAAGGUGAUCAAGGUGUUUCCUGCAUUGAAAAAAUUCACCUUAAAUGGGAUGGCAAAUCUAAAAAAAUGGACAGCAAUGGCGGCCACAAAGACGAUCAUGUUUCCUUGCUUGGUGGAGCUGAAUAUUUGGGAUUGUCCCAUGUUGAAAAGUGUUCCACUUACGGGACAAUGUUCAUCUCUUGAAAAGCUUAGCAUUUUCGAUUGCAAAAACUUAAGCAAGAUUGGAGACGGAUUAUCUACCUCCACUUGUCUCAAAGAAUUAGCUCUAAAGAAUUGUCCUAAUUUAAGUUGGAUUCCAAAUUUGGAAGGAUUUUCCUCUCUUCAAAUUCUGUCAAUUGAUAGCUGCAAUGAAUUGGAAGCUCUUCCAAUAACUGGGAGGUGUUCAUCUCUUGAAAAGCUUAGCAUUCUCGAUUGCGAGAAAUUAAGAAAGAUUGGGGACGGUUUAUCUACCUCCACUUGUCUUAAAGAAUUAGAGCUAUUGUGGUGUCCUAAUUUAACUUCCAUUCCAAAAUUGGAAGGAUUUUCGUCUAUUCAAAAUCUGUCAAUUGAUAGCUGCAUCAAAUUGGAAGUUCUUGAGAUAUCCGGAGGAUGUUCAGCUUUUGAAAAGCUUAGCAUUUCCAAGUGUAAAACAUUAUCCAAGACUGGAGACAGAUUAUUUACCUACACUUGUCUCAAAGAAUUAAAUCUAGAAGAUUGUCCUAAUUUAAGUUCGAUUCCAAAUUUGAAAGGAUUUUCGUGUCUCCAAAAUCUGUCAAUUCAUACCUGCAACGGAUUGGAAGUUCUUCCGAUAAUUGGAGCAUGCUCAUCUCUUGAAAAGCUUAACAUUUUCGGUUGCGAAAAAUUAAGCAAGAUUGGAGACGGAUUGUCUACCUCCACUUGUCUCAAAGAAUUAGGUCUAAAGAAUUGUCCUAAUUUAAGUUUAAUCCCAAAUUUGGAAGGAUUUUCCUGUCUUCAAAAUAUCUCGAUUGAUAGCUGCAACAGAUUGGAAGUUCUUCCAAUAAUUGGAAGGUGUUCAUCUCUCGAAAAGCUUAGCAUUUUCGACUGCAAAAAAUUAAGCAAAAUUGGAGACGGAUUAUCUAACUCUACUUGUCUCAGAGAAUUAGGUCUAAAGAAUUGUCCUAAUUUAAGUUGGAUUCCAAAUUUGGAAGGAUUUUCCUCUCUUCAAAUUCUGUCAAUUGAUAGCUGCAACGAAUUGGAAGUUCUUGCGAUAACUGGAAGGUGUUCAUCUAUUAAAAAGCUUAGCAUUUUCAAUUGUGAAAAACUAAGAAAGAUUGGAGACAAAUUGUCUACCUUCAUUUGUCUCAAGGAAUUAGGUCUAAAGAAUUGUCCUAAUUUAAGUUGGAUUCCAAAUUUGGAAGGAUUUUCCUCUCUUCAAGAUCUGUCAAUUGAUAGCUGCAAUGAAUUGGAAGUUCUUCUGAUACAAGAGUUUCAAGGAAUAGAAGCCUUUCCGGAGUGGUUGGGAAAUCUCUCUUCUCUAUGGCGUCUAAGUUUGAUUGGUUUUGGAAAGCUAAAGAGUUUUCCUCACCAACUUCAACACCUCACUGCCCUUGAAGAUUUGACUAUGUCGGGGUUUCAUGAAAUAGAAGCCUUGCCAGAGUGGUUGGGAAAUCUCUCUUCUCUAAAGCGUCUAUAUUUGAGUGGUUUUCGAAAGUUAAAGAGUUUUCCUCACCAACUUCAGCUCCUUUCUACCCUUAAAUAUUUGACUAUAGAAGAGUUUCAAGGAAUAGAAGCCUUUCCGGAGUGGUUGGGAAAGCUCUCUUCGCUAAGGUAUCUAUAUUUGAGUGGUUUUGGAAAGCUAAAGAGCCUUCCUCACCAACUUCAUCUCCCCAGUGCCCUUGAAGAUUUGACUAUGUCGAUGUUUCAUGAAAUAGAAGCCUUGCCAGAGUUGUUGGGAAAUCUCUCUUCCCUAAGGCGUCUGCAUAUCAAUUCAUGCAAUAAACUCAUGUACCUCCCUUCUGUAGAUGUUAUGCGAAGCCUCUCCAAAUUAAAAACAAUUGACAUUUUGAUGUGUCCUCAAUUAGAGACAAGAUGUGAGAGGGAGAGUGGCCCUGAAUGGUCCAAGAUUUCCCACAUUCCACAAAUAAUUAUUAAUGGUCGGAGGAUCUAGUUUGGGCACGGAUACUUUUAAGACUGUUUGUGAGCAAAAUUAUGGAUAGAAAAGGAGAUGUUGAUAGGGCUUGCGUCAGUGUGUAUUGUUCUCCUUUCCAACAUUGAAGAGCUAUAAUAUAGAAGACAGCUUUGGUUCACCAAUGCAGUGUUGAUCAACUCUUCGAUCGGGGGCUUAUCUGAGGUUUGUCUGUGCUGAUUUUUGGAUAAUGGCUAGUAGGCUUGAGGAUUUCAAUUUGGAUUUUCCAUACGGAUUGGGUAACUUUAGGUUUUUUUUUAUUUUAUGAAUUACAAUAAUAGGGUAAUGUACGAAUUACAAAUGUCUCUUUAAUCUGCAUGAAAUAAUUAACUUUGUUGGAGUUAUAUGUUCUUUAUUGGC
Messenger RNA from Gossypium raimondii (Peruvian cotton), 4681 nucleotides. RefSeq names its product putative disease resistance protein RGA3. The record is from RefSeq and is a predicted model, not a curated record. Gene Ontology annotation, molecular function: ADP binding. Gene Ontology annotation, biological process: defense response to fungus. The transcript has 3 exons. Lineage: Eukaryota; Viridiplantae; Streptophyta; Magnoliopsida; Malvales; Malvaceae. The coding region runs from base 68 to 4303 and encodes 1411 amino acids.